AUAUUUACGGCCAUCUAGAGAGCUUCCCCCAUCACCAUCCUUCCUGCUCCUUCCGAUUAGAUCCAUAGAUGAACGGCGCAUUAGGUAACUCAUCCGCAUCCGUUAACAACGGUGGCGGCGGAGAUGGAGCAGGAGGACCGGCACCUUUCUUGGUAAAGACGUACGAGAUGGUAGAUGAUUCGUCGACGGAUGAGAUUGUAUCGUGGAGCUCCAACAACAACAGCUUCAUCGUCUGGAACCACGCGGAGUUUUCACGCCUCCUUCUCCCUUCCUACUUCAAGCACAACAACUUCUCUUCCUUCAUCCGUCAGCUCAAUACCUAUGGAUUCCGGAAGAUUGAUCCGGAGAGGUGGGAGUUUUCAAAUGAUGAUUUUAUCAAAGAUGAGAAGCAUCUUCUCAAGAAUAUCCACAGGAGAAAGCCUAUCCACAGCCACAGUCACCCACCUGUUUCGUCCGUGGAUCAAGAAAGAGCCGCUCUGCAAGAGCAGAUGGACAAGCUUUCACGUGAAAAAGCCGCCAUCGAAGCUAAGCUUUUGAAGUUCAAACAGCACAAGUCAACAGCAAAGCAUAACCUAGACGAAAUGGCUGAACACGUUGACCAUAUGGAGAAGAGGCAGGAGAAGCUGAUGAGUUUUCUGGAGACGGCGAUGCGGAAUCCCACUUUUAUCAAGAACUUUGGCCGUAAAGUCGAGGAGCUGGAUGUUUCAGCUUACAGCAAAAAGCGAAGGCUCCCUCAAGUUGAGCAAUCAAAGCCGCCUUCUGAAGAUUCCCAUUUGGAUGAUAAUAGCAGUGGUAGCUCGAGACCUGAGUCUGGAAACAUUUUCCAUCAAAACUUCUCUAGUAAAUUGAGAUUAGAGCUUUCUCCAGCCGUUUCGGAUAUGAACAUGGUUUCACACAGCAUACAAAGCUCCAAUGAAGGAGCGAGUCCCAAGGGUAGUGAUCCAAAAACUACACAAACAAGAAGAGAAGGUUUACCGUUUGCACCUGAAGCACUAGAGCUUGCGGAUACCGGGUCAUGCCCUGGGAUAUUACUGUUAAAUGACAAAACAAUAAUGGAGCCCUUGCAGCAGAUGAUAACUUCUUCAGAGGAGACUGACGGUAGCUUUUCAUGUCAUUUAAACCUUACCUUGGCUUCUGCUCCAUUACCAGACAAGACAGCUUCGCAGAUAGCUAAGACGACUCAUAAAAGUCAAGAGACUGGAAGAGUUACUGAGUUAAACUUUAACUCAAUAGAAACAAGUGCAGCAAGUGAGAAAAACCGAGGUCAACAAGAAGUUGCAGCUGGAGGAGGUAAACAAGCAAAUGCAGCACCUCCGGCUAGGGUGAAUGAUGUAUUCUGGGAACAGUUCCUAACAGAAAGGCCAGGGUCUUCAGAUAACGAGGAGGCAAGCUCCACUUAUAGAGAAAACCCAUGUGAAGAGCCAGAGGAGAAAAGAAACGGGCAUGUGAUGUCACGUAAUACAAAGAAUAUCGAGCAGCUGACCCUGUAACGAAACAAGACCGGUCAUAUCAACGAUAAUAGUCUGUGGUACUGGUAAGUAUUGAAACAUUGGACUGAAACAGCGUCUAAAGAGUAAGUAGCCUUGCAUAAACGUAUGUAUCCUCACCUUUUUUGUUUGUUUCGACACUUGUAAUUGACUGUAGAUUUAAGAAAUAUUGACUUAUUAGUUUUGUAACA
Molecule: messenger RNA, 1678 nt
Organism: Raphanus sativus (radish)
Lineage: Eukaryota; Viridiplantae; Streptophyta; Magnoliopsida; Brassicales; Brassicaceae
Product: heat stress transcription factor A-5
Exons: 3
Coding region: 69-1490 (473 amino acids)
Biological process (GO): regulation of transcription by RNA polymerase II
Cellular component (GO): nucleus
Molecular function (GO): RNA polymerase II cis-regulatory region sequence-specific DNA binding; DNA-binding transcription factor activity
Source: RefSeq, a predicted model, not a curated record